Molecule: messenger RNA, 1891 nt
Organism: Nicotiana attenuata
Lineage: Eukaryota; Viridiplantae; Streptophyta; Magnoliopsida; Solanales; Solanaceae
Product: LRR receptor-like serine/threonine-protein kinase ERL1
Exons: 1
Coding region: 367-1590 (407 amino acids)
Molecular function (GO): protein binding
Source: RefSeq, a predicted model, not a curated record
UCCUGUCUUGUACACACACAAGAAAGUGACCGUAGAAACAAUAACUCUGUAUCUGCUAUUCUCAUUUCACUUCUUCCACCUUCUUCUCUCCUAAGCCACCAAAAAAAAAACCAAAUAAUCUUAUACCAAUUGUGUUGAAUAAGAUUCAUUGAUUCAACCAUAAACAAAAGCUUUUGCUUUGCUUUUCUGUGAAGCUACUUUUUUUUUCUUUUGCUGUUGGUCUCCAUUAAAGCUUUCACCAGGUCCCAUUUGACACGAGAACUCUUUGCUUCUCACGGAAAAGUAAACCAAACAAACCAAAAAGUUUCAGUCUUUACCUUAUAUAAGUUCCUUUGUAUCAUUCUUCUCUUCAUCUAUACGGUAAUUAUGGUACCAUUCUUUGUAUUUUUGACUCCCUUACUUUUUGUUCUUAAAAAUAGUUUCUUUGUAUAUGGGAUUUUAGACCCUAUUGAUUUCUUGGCAUUACAAGCUAUUCGAAAAAGCUUAGAUGAUUUACCCGGUUCGAAUUAUUUUGCUUCGUGGGAUUUUACUUCUGAGCCUUGUAAUUUUGCUGGAGUUUACUGUGAUGGAGAUAAAGUGAUCGCAUUGAAUCUUGGUGACCCGAGAGCUGGAUCACCGGGUCUAACCGGAACUUUGGAUCCUUCUAUUGGGAAACUUUCUUCCCUUGCUGAGUUUACUGUAGUUCCGGGUCGGAUAACCGGUGCAUUACCCGAAAGUUUGUCUCAGUUGAAGAACUUAAGGUUUCUUGGAGUUAGUCGGAACUUUCUCUCCGGCGAUAUUCCGGCGUCAUUGGGUCAGCUCCGGGAGCUACAAACUCUUGAUCUUAGUUUUAAUCAGUUAACUGGAAAUAUUCCUUGGGCUAUUGGUGCACUUCCAGCAUUAUCCAACGUUAUACUUUGUCACAACCAUUUGUCCGGUUCGAUCCCACCUUUUGUUUCUCAAAGAUUAACCCGUUUAGACCUUAAACAUAACGAACUUUCUGGUACUCUUUUGCCUAUGUCGCUUCCUUCUUCUCUUGAAUACUUGUCAUUAUCAUGGAAUCAGUUUACCGGUCCAGUUGAUUUUCUGUUAACUCGGCUGAACCAGUUGAACUAUCUUGAUCUCAGCUUGAACCGGUUCACCGGCUGCAUUCCCGGGAUUUUGUUUACUUUUCCACUCACAAAUCUUCAGCUACAGAGGAAUUUAUUUACCGGUCCGAUUUUACCCAUGUCACAAGUCACUAUUCCGACGGUGGAUAUCAGUUUUAACAGGUUUUUUGGGGAGAUAUCGCCAUUGUUUUCUAAUGUGCAGAAUUUGUAUUUGAAUAAUAACCGGUUCACUGGUCAGGUGCCAGCGGUUUUGGUGGACCGGUUAUUAUCGGCUGGAAUGCAGGUUUUGUAUGUACAGCAUAAUUUCCUGACGGGGAUUGAGAUAAAUCCGACGGUGGAAAUUCCGGUCAGCAGUUCAUUAUGUUUGCAGUAUAAUUGCAUGAUUCCACCGGUGCAGACCGCUUGUCCGUUGAAAGCCGGGAAGCAGAAGAGUAGGCCUACAGAUCAGUGUGUGGAGUGGAAAGGGCAAAAGGGUGACAAAACAAACAAUAUUACUGGAUAAAAUAUGGUUGUUAAUGUGUUUCUUUGUAUUUGAUUCGUUGAUUUAUUAAUUUUUUUGGGUGAAAUUACUAUGAGGUUAAAAAAUAAAAAAGUAAAUGUGCAUAAAGGAGAGAAAAUUAGAGUAAAAGGGAAGGGGGUAGAGUGACCAUCCUGUUAUUUUUAUGUUAUGUUUUUAUGGUAAGCCAAAGUGUGACUAUCAAUUUUGGCAUUUCAUUUGGUGAUUAGCUAUAACAAUUUGUUGCUUAUUCAAUUUCUUGGAAUAUAAUUGGAUUUACAGUUGUCAAUUCCAAGGAAAUUAUCUA